Messenger RNA from Rhopalosiphum maidis (corn leaf aphid), 896 nucleotides. Its product is annotated as serine/threonine-protein kinase 19-like. The record is from RefSeq and is a predicted model, not a curated record. Bases 125 to 844 code for a protein of 239 amino acids. Gene Ontology annotation, molecular function: protein serine/threonine kinase activity. The transcript is spliced from 6 exons. Gene Ontology annotation, biological process: positive regulation of Ras protein signal transduction; protein phosphorylation. Lineage: Eukaryota; Metazoa; Arthropoda; Insecta; Hemiptera; Aphididae.
CUUAAUGAAUAUUUGUUUAAAAAUUAUAUCAUUUUUUACUACAAAAUAGUACCUAAUCAAUUAAUGUAGGUAUUUAGAGUAAAGUAUACCCGCUUAAUUUUUAUUUAUUCACUGUGAAUUGGAAAUGUCUUCUUCAGAUAUUGUAUCUUUAGAUGACAACAGUAUAGUGAUAAAUGAUUUACCGAAUGAUACAGAAGCAGCUAUAAGGUAUAUUAAGACAUUAUUACCAGCAAAUCUAAAAGAUACAUUUAAAUAUCCACCAAUUGUAUUUAUUCAUCAACUUUAUGAUAUAGUACACAAUAAAACAUUGAUUAAUAAAGAGCUGGAUAUAUUAAAAAAACAGUGCAAAAUACAAUUACUCACAAUUGGAACGUCUGAUUCUUCUUCAGCCUUAAUAUUAUAUGAAGAUUAUGUAAAAUAUACUAUAAAAAUUUAUCCAGAUAAUUGUUGUGUCAAAAAAUUUUUAAAUAUUAUUUUACCUUCAAUAAAAUCAUUUUUAGUGGAAAAAUCAACUUUGCAACAAAAAUUUAAAUUACAGCAAUAUGAAUUGACAGAAUUGAUCAAUUGUGGACUUUUAUUGAUUAGAAAUCAAGAAAGUUAUUGGGUAUCUUUUCCAUCAUCAGGAAAUUUUAUAAAGCGUUUCAUUGAAGGUCGAAAAUAUAUUAUUCAAAUAAUUAAACGGAGAAAAUUUCAAGAAAUAUUAGAAAAUGACUUAGAAGUUCGAUGUGCUAAAGUAUCAAAGAUAAAAGAACUUGGUUUCAAAUACUUUUUACACGAAAUUAAAGGAUCAGAAGAUAUAAUUACAAUGAAUACAACAUCAGGAUGUCUUUUGAGAAUAAGCUAAACAACAAUUGUACUUGUGUAUUGAAGGGAAUUAUUUCACAUUAUAUUAUAAG